Molecule: messenger RNA, 1458 nt
Organism: Selaginella moellendorffii
Lineage: Eukaryota; Viridiplantae; Streptophyta; Lycopodiopsida; Selaginellales; Selaginellaceae
Product: fructose-bisphosphate aldolase 1, chloroplastic
Exons: 6
Coding region: 102-1286 (394 amino acids)
Biological process (GO): glycolytic process; fructose 1,6-bisphosphate metabolic process
Cellular component (GO): cytosol
Molecular function (GO): fructose-bisphosphate aldolase activity
Source: RefSeq, a predicted model, not a curated record
GAGCCAACGUAGCCUUCUUUUUUGUGUCCGUCUGCGAGUGGUGUGUGGAAUUUUAGGGUUUUCCAGGCAGGGUGCUCAUCGAUCCUUGGUUGCGAGGAGCAAUGGCCGCGGCUAUGGCGCUCAACAACACGUUGAGCCUCGCUGGAUCUCAGUUCAUGGGGCAGAGCGUCAAGCUUUCUACAGUGAAUUGCUCGCCGUCCGGCCGCAGCGCCUCUUUGGUCGUCAGAGCUGGGGGAUACGAUGAGGAGCUCGUCAAGACUGCUAAAACCGUGGCAUCGAAGGGCCGAGGAAUUCUUGCCAUGGACGAGUCCAACGCGACCUGUGGCAAGAGAUUGGCAUCGAUUGGCCUCGACAACACCGAGGACAACAGACAAGCUUACAGGGAGCUCCUGAUCACCACCCCUGGCCUGGGAUCUUACAUUUCUGGCGCGAUUUUGUUCGAGGAGACGCUCUACCAGUCGGCGAAAGGAGGCAAGACGUUCGUGGAUUGCCUCAAGGAGCAGAACAUCGUGCCUGGAAUCAAGGUCGACAAGGGUCUCGUUCCACUCGCUGGAUCCAACAACGAGUCGUGGUGCCAAGGACUUGACGGUUUGGCUUCUCGCUCAGCUGCUUACUACGGCCAGGGUGCGAGGUUUGCGAAGUGGCGAACAGUCAUUAGCAUUCCAAACGGUCCUUCCGAGCUAGCAGUGACUGAAGCCGCUUGGGGCCUUGCUCGUUAUGCCGCCAUCUCUCAGGACAAUGGAUUAGUGCCAAUUGUUGAGCCUGAGGUUCUCCUGGACGGAGAGCACGGGAUUGACAGGACCUUGGAGGUUGCAGAGAAAGUCUGGGCCAAGACCUUCUACUACCUGUCACUGAACAACGUCCUGUUCGAGGGUAUCCUCUUGAAACCCAGCAUGGUCACUCCCGGCGCAGACUACAAGGGAACCAAGUCCACUCCCCAGGAAGUCGCCGACUACACGCUCAAGAUGCUCCACCACAGAGUUCCCCCCUCUGUUCCCGGCAUCAUGUUUUUGUCUGGAGGACAAUCCGAGGUGGAGGCGACGCUCAACUUGAACGCAAUGAACCAGAGCCCCAACCCGUGGCACGUAUCCUUCUCGUACGCCCGUGCUUUGCAGAACACGGUGUUGCAGACAUGGAAGGGACUUCCAGAGAACGUCAAGGCGGCUCAAGACGCUCUCCUUGUCCGGGCCAAGGCAAACUCCAAGGCGCAGCUCGGCCAGUACACGGCCGAGGGAGAAUCCGACGCUGCCAAGAAGGAGAUGUUCGAGAAGGGAUACACUUACUAAGAAAGAUCGAUCGAGCGAGCGAAGAACAGCAAGUUCAUUCAUGGCGACAAAAGAGACGAUCGAUCGCAGCGAGGCAGUAUAACUUUCUGGACUAAUAAGAAAACAAUUUUUAUGAGAAACAAAUUCCAAUUUUUAUGUAGUUUGCCCCUUAAUAAACUAAGCUAUCUCGUCA